Helianthus annuus (common sunflower) is the source of this 1539-nucleotide messenger RNA. Its product is annotated as bZIP transcription factor 16. Gene Ontology annotation, cellular component: nucleus. The coding region runs from base 291 to 1331 and encodes 346 amino acids. The record is from RefSeq and is a predicted model, not a curated record. Gene Ontology annotation, biological process: regulation of DNA-templated transcription. The transcript has 14 exons. Lineage: Eukaryota; Viridiplantae; Streptophyta; Magnoliopsida; Asterales; Asteraceae. Gene Ontology annotation, molecular function: DNA-binding transcription factor activity; sequence-specific DNA binding.
AGCGCAAUUCAACCGCUAAAACUUACACACUUCAAUAGUUCGACCCCAUCAACGAUUAAUUUUAAACCCAGCUCACCGGGCAGAGGAUGCAUCUUCUUCCUGCAUAUACACCCACUUUGCAUCCAAGAUUUUGACCCACAAUUUCAAGUUUCCACCCUCCUCCUUCUUCUUCUUCUUCUUUUGCCCUAAUUUUCACUCAUUAGGGUUUUCUGUUUGAUAUUUAUCAUCAUUACACUGGUUCACAAGGUUUAACGGUUGUAUUAAAGUGGUUGCGGUUUGAAAUCUGAAUAAUGGCAAGUCAGGAGAACGAUGGAUCGCCUGUUAAGGAGGCGAACGAUUCCGCAAAUGAAACUCAGGAGCAGCCCUCAGGCAAUGCCAUGGGAGCGGUCCCACCUGAUUGGACCGGUUUUCAGGCUUAUUCGCCUAUGCCUCCACCUGGUUACUUAGCAUCAAGCCCUCAACCUCCUCCCUACAUGUGGGGGGUUCAGCAUUUUAUGCCACCUUAUGGUACCGCACCUCAUCCAUAUGUUAUGUAUCCUCAUGGUGGCUUAUAUGCUCAUCCAUCUAUGCCUCCGGGGUCAUAUCCGUUUAGUCCAUACGCAAUGCCCUCUCCAAAUGGUGUUGCCGAGGCUUCUGUUAAUACAGCUGGCAGUAUGGAAGUAAACGGCAAGUCGCCAGAGGGGAAGGAAAAACUUCCGAUUAAAAGAUCAAAGGGUAGUCUCGGCAGUUUGAAUAUGAUUACCGGCAUCAACAAUGAAUCCAGCAAAAAUGGAUCUUAUCCUAAGAGCGGUGAGAGUGGAAGUGAAGGUUCUAGUGAAGGAAGCGAUGCAAAUUCUGAAAAUAACUCACAAAUGAAAUCGGGACCCACACAAGAUUCUAUGGAAGAUGAAGCAUCGCAAAAUGGAAAUUCCACCGUAAAUGGUUAUCAGAAUGGAGGACUUGUGAAUCAAACAAUGAUGAUUGUGCCGAUGUCAGCAGGGGGAAUGGUUGCUGCGGUCGGGUCAAGGGAGAACAUGCAGCCACAGCAUUGGCUACAGGACGAAAGGGAGUUAAAAAGGCAGAGAAGGAAGCAAUCCAAUAGGGAAUCUGCUCGCAGAUCCAGAUUGCGUAAACAGGCAGAAUGUGACGAGCUAGCUCAACGGGCCGAGACUUUGACCGAAGAAAACGCCGCUCUUAAAACAGAAGUGAGUCGUAUUAGGAGUGAUUACGAGCAGCUUCUUGCUGAAAAUGCAGUUCUUAAGGAGAGAUUAGCGGAAGCUCCUGGGCAGGAAGAAACAAACCAAGAAAUGGGCCGCGGAAAUCAUCAAGAUGGGCAAGCCCUACUUGUGUAAACUGGUUAAUUAUUGUCUAGCACUCCCAUUUUUCCAGGGAUUAACCUAGCCGACCCCAACCGAACCAAAUUUUAGUGAAACCGAAAAAGCCUGUGCUUUGAAAUGGUUGUAUGUAGUAGAAUAGCCAUUGAUGCUGACCAUUAUUCCUAUUUAGAUGGCAGGAUAUUUAAAUCAGAUUAUAUUAAUUAUAGCCGUCCAUUGUUCUGAA